Messenger RNA from Durusdinium trenchii, 1452 nucleotides. The record is from the annotation of a GenBank genome assembly. Lineage: Eukaryota; Dinophyceae; Suessiales; Symbiodiniaceae.
AUGCCGGGGAGUCAUAGCGCUGAGGGCAGCGCUGCUCCUCCAGAUGCCUUGCGUGGGGUGAAUGAUGAGCUUUCCAGUAGACUACGUCGCGCGGAAAGUGGUGAUCAAUCCGGAGAUUCCCAAGAACCAGAUCAGCACAGUGAGGCGGCUUUCAAUAGGGCAGUGAGUUUUGCCCAACUAUUUACCCGACAUGUACGUGCUGUGGCUGACAUGCUGGGUGACAAGGUCCUUGACCGCGCCAAGAUGGAUCGUUUGGUCAUGGGUCUGGAUGCCGCAGUACGAUCAGGGAAGUGCUUUGCAGCUUUGAACGGCCCUGUGAAGCCUUCUGUUUUGAAUGGCGCUGUCGACUUGAUUCGCAAGAAGGUUUCUGAACCUUUGAGCAAAGCCAACUGGCAAGGGUACCGGCAUCUUGUCAUUGUGAAGGAGUUCUGGCCGAAAGUGAUUCCCCGCACCGCAUUUUAUGCAUGGUACAGUCAGAAUUGGAACAAACAGGACCUUGUGAAUCUGAGAAGCUUGUGGGGGGUGGCCGAAGCGCAUGUCAUUCGUGAAGUUGGCUACAAAGGUGCACACCAAGCACCACCACUUCCCAUGGACCCCCGGUUUCCAUGGGCUGCAGCAAGCUCAUUGGGAAUUAUGCUUCUCCUGGGUGCUCUUGCUCAAACCAGGGGCCUUGCUCUACAAUGCCAGGAGGAGGCAGUCAAGUUUCUUUCGCGUAUGUGCUCUCGCAUUUCUGAUGCCAAGUGGGUGCUGAAGCUACUGCCUACUGUUCAACUUCCGGUUGAGGAGCGCUUGGUUGACUUGGGGGAAUUCUGGAAGCACUUCUCGCCACAAGACCAGCGAACACUGAAGAACAGGUGGAUGAACCAAAUGGCUUUGGGGUCUUCUCGCCAAAGCAACGCUGCUACAGCUCCGCUUCAUCAUUUCCUUUGGUUUUGGAUGCGGAUCCCAGUGGAUGCAGAGAUUGGUGAUGUUCGUAUUUCGCGAAUUCAAAGAAGACUCUUCCACAUCGUUGCGCAACGUGUUGAUGAGAGCCUUCUCCAACCAGGCAUCCUUUCAGACAGGAUGCAUGUUGAAUCCUCAACAGAUGCUUCCUGUGCUCGGGAUGUCAGGGCCUUCCAGUUGAAGACAGAACUCUUGCGCAGGUUCUUGGCAAGGAACUCUGGAUUUUGUGGCACUGCGAAUGGUGGCAAUGAGGAUCUUGUGGAGGUGGGCCUUGUUGGGAAUAAGUCUUCGCAAGGAACAGUUGCUGCAGCUCACUUUGCAGCGGCGUACUACAUCCAAGCUGGCCAAGAGCUUCACCUACGCCUUUGCAAAAGCAUUCACGAUGGUGACAUUCCUUCCCUUCUUGUGUUCCAGGAUUGCAGUGAUGUAGUUGGACAGGAGGCCCGGCCUUCAACACAUGAAGACUAUAUAGUUGGAUGGGCAACCAUUCUGUCUUUGUUUGGGCAAUGA